Messenger RNA from Cladocopium goreaui, 5409 nucleotides. NCBI's taxonomy places the organism in Eukaryota, Dinophyceae, Suessiales, Symbiodiniaceae. The record is from the annotation of a GenBank genome assembly.
GAAGGCCUGGCUCCAGCUGCCCGCGCCGUUUGCACGCGGCGACUCCUUCGGCUACCGCCCUUGACCGGGCUGCCUGCUGAGGCUGGCUUUGUGGAGGUAAACCCGGGCUACUUGACAAAGGUGACCCUGGUGUUUGCCGAGAAGGACGGUGGCCUCUGCGGCAGCCGGACCUUCUCCCAGGCUUUGUGGUUGAGUUCUUGGAGAUCUUGCACUACUGGCUUAUCGCUAAGUGCUCUUCUACCUGGACCUGAAGCUGAAGCGAUGUCGAAUCCAGCAGCUGGUGGUGGAAACCUGCCGUUGCAAGAGUUCCGCAGGGAGAUACCGCCCGGUUGGGCCCCAGGCGACUCUUCGUACCCGCUGAAGCUCUACAUGGAGAAGCUACAGUUGUGGUAUAAGACAACGGCUUUAGAAGACGAAGUCGUGGGUCCGAUGGUUGCAGGGAGACUGCACGGCAGAGCGGCAAAGGUCGCUAUGACGCUGCGGGUGCCACGGCCUGACGGGGCCUAUGACGUUGGACCGGAAGCUCUCUCGAGGCUCAGCGUGGACGAGGUGCUGGACCCGGUGACUUGGAGCAGUGGUGCAACAGCCAAUUGCAUCAGGACUUCACAGAAGAUGACGCUGGCUGAGUAUGCAAUGGAGUUCGAUGUGAGAUACGAUGAAGCCCAUGACCGUGCUGGACUACAACUGAAUGAUGUUGGAAAGUUCUACAUAUGGUUCAAGCACUCUGGGCUGUCGCCGAAGACCGUGGAUGACAUCAAGCUACAAGUUGGAGGAGACUACACAAGGUUCCAGGCCGACAUCUUCUAUGAGGACUGGGCCGAAGAUGGAUACUACGACGACGACUACGAGGACGAGCUGGCUUGGUGGUAUGGCUAUGGGGGCUAUGAUAAUGACGAGAACUACUGGGACGACUAUGAUCAGUACUAUGAUGACUACGACGAUGGGCACUACUACUGGGAUGAUGAGUAUGGCUGGGUCGAAGAACAACUUGAUGGAGAAGCUCAACAACCAGAUGCAGCCGAAGAUGACCCAUCCAGACAAUCGGAAGAUCCCCAACAAGCUGAUGCACAAGGCGACUACUACAAGGGCAAGAGCAAGGGCAAAGGAGGUGAAGAUGGAUGUUUCAACUGCGGAUCAAAGUGGCACAUGGCACAUGGUGAAGGAAAAGGCAAAAGCUGGGGCUACAGACCUUUCUUCAAAGGAAAAGGAAGAGGCAGAUUUACAGGCUUUGGCAAGUCUUCGUAUGGCCGGAAAGGCUAUGGCAAACGUCACUGGUUUGCAACUCCGAAGCCUACCUUGGAUUUCUCUGCCGGCAUCCCUGAUGCUUCCACGAGGAAGUUUACAUUCUCAUCUUCGAGCUCUCACGUGAUGACCAACGACAACACGAAGGUCGAGAAGUUCAUCAUGCACACCUCAUCAGAGGAGGAGGAUUUCACUUGGUUGAAGAGGUCUACAAGAUCUUCCAAAAGCCCCGACAAUGCCGAGACAGCCACAACGAUCCCGGAGAAGAAGCAUGGCACUGCUUUCAGCUUCGCAGUUUUCCAUGCAGAUCGACAUGCCAAGGAGACCGAGAGCUACUUCACAGUUCGUGGAGAACAGCGUCACGGCUUGCUGAUCGACCCUGGCGCAGCUUCUGGAUUGAUUGGAUCAGAGACUCUUCGUGAGCUGAUGAGCCGCUGUGUCACACCGCUGGGCAAGAACAACGAAGUUGUUAUGGACCGCAACAAGACAACGCCUGUCAGCGGCAUCAAAGGUGGAUCCAAUCAUACUCUUGGAGAAGUUACUCUUCCCCUACAAGCUGGAGGACAGAACAUCACGUUCACUGCAGAGGUGAUCGGUGGCGAUGGCUCUAUGUGCCCCGCCUUGGUUGGGAACCCGACUUUGCGGAAGAUGGAUGCAAGCAUCUUUUCCAAUUGGUUCGCCAACGGUGAUGGUCUUCUGAUGGUUGGUGGAAGAAACGCCGAGGAGAACAGCAAGGAGUACCGGCUCUUCCGACUUCUUCUGACGGAAUCUGGGCACUACAUCUUGCCUACCGACUAUGAAAGCUCUGGCAAGGUGGCCCGAGAAACCCGGAAGGAGAUCAUUCUGUUCAGUCAACGUGUUGCCGAAGAAAGCUUUCAACGAUGGAACGAUGUUCACACCAGAGUUCGGCACUGCUUCAUGAGCAAGAAUGACACGGCUGAGCAGACGGAAGGUGACCGGGGUGAACGACGUGUCUCUUUUGCCAUGGACAAGAACGAUAAGCAGCCCCACAUCCUUGCCGAGACCUUUCACAACAUCGAGCAGAAUAUUCUGCCCAAGGAUAAGGCUUUGAAGAAUGCCGACAUCCUGGACUACGACCUCACUGAGGAUCCAGAUGUCCGUAAGAUCAACAACAAGGACUCCGAUGAGUACAAGGAGCCCUCAACAGCACAGAAGAUCACUCCGACCGAUAGGUCCGUGAUGAACGAAGAUGUCUCACCGGAGCGCACCAUUUUGGCUGAUAAGUCUCCGACGGAAUUGGCUCAGGCGAAGCAACACGACAAGAUGCACUACGACACCUUUUGCACAGAACUUGAUCAAGCUGGCAACUCAACUGCCGAGAACAGCACUGCCAUUUUGGCCUCUGCGAAGCCUGACGAUGAGGAAUUUCCCAUCUAUACUGGCGAUCAACUUCCUGAAGGAUCCAAUGUGUCGAAGCUAUCCAAAAGGUACAAGGCGAUGCCAGAGGAGUUCUACAGCAAGACCGGUCUACGACCCGUCACCCCAAGCAACUUCAAGCGCUGGUUUCAGAGAAACCGUGGAAAAGGCCUACGCUGGCAUGCUUGGGAGCUUUCCUCUGGCACAGGCCGUUUGAGCCUGAUCUUGAUGAUGGCCGGUUUGGUCAUUGGAUUUCCAGUGGAUCUACGCUAUGGCUGGGAUCUUGGAAAUGCUGAGCAUCAGGCUAUGCUUCGACAAGCACAACAAGAGUUCAAACCUGGAGUGGUGCACCUUGCACCUGACUGUGCUCCAUGGAGCGUUGCAAGCUCCUCAAAGGAUCCUGAAGAACGACUGGCCGAGCGAAAUGCUGCAAGACCCAGUCUGGAGUUCACACAGGAAGUCUGCCAGAACCAGUCCCAUCAUGGACGUGGCUAUAAUGUCGAGCAACCCUACGGCAGUGCGAUGUUUCAAGAAGAUCUACCUGAAAAUCCUCUUCAUCUUUCUGAUCUUUCAGAUCACCGAAAACGACAACGCAUCGAUCAAUGCAUGCAUGGUGCAGAGGACGAGUGCAAGUACCCGAUCCAGAAGGCCACUGGUUUCAACUCCAACAUCAAAUGGUCCAAGACUGCUGUGCGAUGCUCUGGACACAAAGGUCGUCAACAUGCCCACUUGCGUGGCACUGGACCCAACGGACUUUCCAGAACAUCCACUGCAGCAGCCUAUCCUAGAGGCAUGUGCCAAAAGAUGCGGCAGGACAUCGUCAACUUCCUACAUUUACAUCAACGAGAUCUACUACGUCUUGGACGAUGGCCUGAGCAUCUACGACAUUUUGCAUCACAACACCAUUAUGAGUGCAUUCGCUGUCAACUUGGCCGUGCAUGUCCUCCAGACAUCCCGCACACGAUGGUGCCCAAGGAAUGUCGACAUGGACGAUGGGCUGAAGGAUCUGGACCAAAGGCAACAACCAAAAGUGGCCUACCUGCACAAAACCCAAUCUCUACUUGGAAAAUCCGAACCAACAAGGAGAACCUUGACAAGGUCAACCUCACCGAGCAUAUUGAUCCGUUCUUGAACGAGCACCAAAAGCACUACUUGAAGAAGCUCAUGAUGGAAGUGGUACACAACUUGCUUGACUUCUUCAAAGAGCAGAACGACAAGAAGGUCGGUGAGGGCUACUGGCUUGACAACCAACUGCAUUUUGCACUCUUCAAGGAGAUCUUCCAGGGCCACAUGCUAGUCCGUGGUGUUCGCGUGGACUGGAAUGUUGGACCACUUGAAGAUCUACGUGAAUGCAGCCACAACCAGAUCAAUGAGUACAUUGAUGAGAUCGACUGGCUGAUCAAUGUUUUUGGCACUGAACUUCAAGGAGUACCAGCACCAUCAACACCAGCCAGAAGAUCGCGAGCCAUUCCAUCGGAAUCCAGUCUUCCUGCAAGACCAGAUGGAGUUCUUAAGCAACCUGCGGUACUGGCUCUACCUGAUGUACCUGGAGGAGAAGAAGAUCUGCUCAAGCUCUCAAUCUAUGAACCAGCAGAACAAGCACCACAAGAGGAGGAGGAAUUUGAGGCGAAGUCUCCUCAAGACCUUGCGCCAAUCCGACCAAACUACAACCUUCGACGAGUUCUACAACGUCUUCCAGUUUUGGUCGAGAAAGGUGAUAACGAGAAAGCAAAGAGACUUCUACUUGGCCUACACGAGAGAUUGUGGCACCCUCCGGCAUCUGACUUCACGAGCCUUCUUCGCCGCAGCGGCAUGAGUGGAGAAGUCAUUGCACUGGCUCGAGAGGCCAUUGGAUGUUGCGCCAUUUGUCGCAAAUACAUCCGACUUCCCAACAAGCCGCAGAUGCGAGUCCGUGGUGCCAACGUCUUCAAUCAAGCAGUCCAGAUGGAUCUGUACUACUGGGAGUCUACAUGGUUCAUGCUGCUGGUGGAUGAAGCCACACGCUUCAAGAAGAGCGGAACCAUCGAGGGCCAAGAAGCAGAUCAACUUCUACAAGCUUUCCUGGAGCUCUGGAUUUACCACUUUGGACCUCCUGAACGACUGGUGCUCGACCAGCAGGUGUCUCUCAUGUCCCACGAAGCCGGCAUUGUGGAAAGACACGUGCAACUGAUCAAGCUGACCAUGUACAAGCUAAAAGCCGAACUUCAACGACAAGGCCUCCAUCCAACUGAGUCCGAGCUGGGCCAGGAGUCUGCAAUGGCUCACAACAUCACUCUUUCCUACGGUGGUGUGACACCAGCGAUGGCCGUUUACGGCACACUUCCUCGGGAGUUCUACAACCCGGAAUCUGAGCACGUGCUGAACUCCACCGGCGCUCUGGACACCGAUCUGACAGUCUUCGAGCGAGCUAUGAGGAUUAGACAGACAUCCUUGGCACAAGCUCAACAAGCAGUCAUUGAAGACCGCGUUGCUCGAGCUGCCAGGACGAAACCUCAUCAACUUGAAGUUGAUUCCUUGGUGGCUGGAACAUCAGAGGUUGAGUUCUACCGCGAGGUCAAGAAAGACCCUGGAUGGCGUGGCCCUGCACUUCUUCUACGACUAGCUGCUGAUGAAGGUGUGGCAGUGAUCCAAUACCAAGGAAAACCCUACUUGGUUGCUUUGCGUCACAUCAGACCCUUCAAGGGCAUCUACCACAUGGAAGUUCAAUCUCCACAACUUGAAGAUUCCUUGCGGAAGCUCAUGAAGUAUGUGGAGAACAUGACCGAAUACAAGAUUUAUCUCUACGGCUGA